GACCAUUUCAUUAUUGGCACAGCCAAGCGCAGUGAAUGGGCGGGGGGUUAGAGCUCCAAAUACAAGUACCCCGGCGCCGUGCAGCCGCUUCCCCACCCCGCAGUUCCCAGCUGAGACCUCAGCGCCUGUUUAGCGCCAUCUACAGGCCGGGGCAGCGCGAGUGACUUGGGUUGCUGAGAAGAGCUUGCCCAGCAGAGAAUUACUGGAACAGCCGAUAUAGUAAGGCAGGGCAACAUGGCAGCUGCUAAAUCUCAAGACCAGUGGUCACAAGAGGAUGUCCUGACUCUCCUACAGGCCAUGAAGGCAAUCAUUCCCAGCCCAGAUAUCAGUGAAUUUAAAGCCACUGAGUACCACUUGGACUGGAACAACCUGGCCUUUAAAAAUUACUCCGGCUCAAUGUGCCGCCAAAAGUGGAUGGAUCUUACUGCAAAGCAACAGGUUAGGAAACACCGAACCCUUGAAGAGUUGGUCUUGGACGCUGAGAAACAUGUACAAAAUCUCUCCAAAAGUCCAAAGAACUAUGUGGAACCUCUCAGAAACCCACUCAAGAAACCCCUCACUCCAUAUAUCCGCUUCUUCUUGGCAAAGAGACCUAAAUAUGUAACACAGUACCCAAACUUGAGCACCGUGGAUCUCACCAAGGUUCUCUCUAAAGAAUUCAGAGAGCUUCCAGCUGAACACAAGGUCAAGUAUUUUCAGGACUUCCAGAUAGAGAAACUGGAGUAUAACAUCAACUUGGCAAUAUUCAGGAAGAAGAGUUCUGAUCUGCUGAAAAACCUAAAUAAAUCUAAUGUCUUAGAAAAGCAGUCCAGUAUUGCACAAAGCCCAAAGAAUUCCAGUGUGGCACAAAGCCCAAAUAAUUCCAGUGUGGCACAAAGCCCAAAGAAUUCCAGUGUGGCACAAAGCCUAAAGAACUCCAGUGUGGCACAAAGCCUAAAGAACUCCAGUGUGGCACAAAGCCCAAAGAACUCCAGUGUGGCACAAAGCCUAAAGAACUCCAGUGUGGCACAAAGCCUAAAGAACUCCAGUGUGGCACAAAGCCUAAAGAACUCCAGUGUGGCACAAAGCCCAAAGAAUUCCAGUGUGGCACAAAGCCCAAAGAAUUCCAGUGUGGCACAAAGCCUAAAGAACUCCAGUGUGGCACAAAGCCCAAAGAAUUCCAGUGUGGCACGAAGCCCAAAGAAUUCCAGUGUGGCACAAAGCCCAAAGAAUUCCAGUGUGGCACAAAGCCUAAAGAACUCCAGUGUGGCACAAAGCCCAAAGAAUUCCAGUGUGGCACAAAGCCCAAAGAACUCCAGUGUGGCACAAAGCCUAAAGAACUCCAGUGUGGCACAAAGCCUAAAGAACUCCAGUGUGGCACAAAGCCUAAAGAACUCCAGUGUGGCACAAAGCCCAAAGAACUCCAGUGUGGCACAAAGCCCAAAGAAUUCCAGUGUGGCACAAAGCCCAAAGAAUUCCAGUGUGGCACAAAGCCCAAAGAAUUCCAGUGUGGCACAAAGCCCAAAGAACUCCAGUGUAGCUCAAAGCCUAAAUAACUUGCAAAACCAAAAGAACUCCAGUGUGGCACAAAGCCCCAGCACAUCUGAAGUCCCAAGAAAAAGUCCCAGAGUGGUGAAAAGAUCCAGCAUGUCUAAAGCCCCAGAAAAUAGUUCCAGAGUGGGGCAAAGCCCCAGCACAUCUGAAGUCCCAAGAAAAAGUUCCAGAGUGGCGCAAAGCCCCAGCACAUCUGAAGUUCCAGGAAAAAGUCCCAGAGUGGUGAAAAGAUCCAGCAUGUCUAAAGCCCCAGAAAAUAGUUCCAGAGUGGGGCAAAGCCCCAGCACAUCUGAAGUCCCAAGAAAAAGUUCCAGAGUGGCGCAAAGCCCCAGCACAUCUGAAGUCCCAAGAAAAAGUUCCAGAGUGGCGCAAAGCCCCAGCACAUCUGAAGUUCCAGGAAAAAGUCCCAGAGUGGUGAAAAGAUCCAGCAUGUCUAAAGCCCCAGAAAAUAGUUCCAGAAUGGGGCAAAGCCCCAGCACAUCUGAAGUCCCAAGAAAAAGUCCCAGAGUUGCGAAAAGAUCCAGCAUGUCUAAAGCCCCAGAAAAUAGUUCCAGAGGGGCGCAAAGCCCCAGCACAUCUGAAGUCCCAAGAAAAAGUUCCAGAGUGGCACAAAGCUCCAGCAAAGCUGAUGUGCCAGAAAAGCAUUCUGAUGAUGAUGAUGAUGAAUGUCCUAUCACAUUGGAUGCCACAGGAACUUCCCAGACUACUCAGAAGCGGCAACAGAGAAAGCGCAAAGAUGAAACCAAUGAUGAAUCGGGAUCUGGUUCCAAGAAGUUUUAAUUAGCAAGAAUUUCUUCUGUGGCUUCAGAACAAAGAGUCUCCUGUUCCCUCUUCCCCUCGGGGCUGUUGGGGGUUUUUGUAUGAAACCGGCAUCGGAUCUGCGGCACUUUGCAGGGAGGCCUUAGGCUGCCGGCCAAGCUAUUAGGAGGCUAAUGGCACGUCUGGAUCUUCUUUGUUGCACAGAAUCUCUUGCUCCAUUUGCUGUUAUACAUUUGGGUUCCUGGAGUUUGUGUCUGUCAUAUGUUCAGUCAGUGGAGUAACUGACAUAAACAUUGUCUUCUGUAAAAGCAACAGUAACACCAAAAAAAUUGUGUUACUGUUCCUUUAACAGCCGGUGUCCUGUUGUCUGACCUGUACCUUGAACAUUGCAGUGUUUAUAAACAUAUGUUUAUUAUCAUUAUGGACAGUUACUGGUUAAUAAAGCAUAUUUUUUGUUCA
Molecule: messenger RNA, 2751 nt
Organism: Xenopus tropicalis (tropical clawed frog)
Lineage: Eukaryota; Metazoa; Chordata; Amphibia; Anura; Pipidae
Product: nucleolar transcription factor 1-A
Exons: 8
Coding region: 235-2313 (692 amino acids)
Biological process (GO): RNA polymerase I preinitiation complex assembly
Cellular component (GO): nucleus
Molecular function (GO): DNA binding
Source: RefSeq, a predicted model, not a curated record